AUGCCACCACCUCACGAGCAUGUGCAGCGUCCCUCUGCAAUCCUACCUGGAAACCUCGCACCCAGUCAGCCAGCCCCGCUGCUUGCAUCCCCUCCUCAGCUAGAGGUCAAUCCUCACCCCAGAGGCCAUGAACCCCUUGCAACAUCCUCUACCUCCAUCCUCGCUGCUUUAACUUCGUCCCAUACCAUCGCACCUGCUCCAACGAUACCUCUGCUGUCGGAUUUAGUUGAUCCCUCCUAUGUACCAAAAUCAUCAAGGUGGCUGUCUCAGCUUAAAGAGCAGUCGGCAUCCGUCGUGCAGGAUAUGGCUUCGAGUGCAAUUGGCUUGUCUCCGCCUCACUCCAUCUCUGCGCAGACCAAGGGUCCGUCGCCGACUACGGUCUACCGAGAGCUCCACCUUGCAUCCCGCCUGCCUUCCCUUUCGUUGUCGAAACAAGUCGCGGGAAUGGCACUUCUAAAUUGUCCUGCGAAAUGCCGUCGUGAGCCAUCGGAUGAGGAUACAGAAGAUGUGCACCAGACAAUGGAUUGGGAACAAAGUUGCAGGCUUGCGUUGGAUGUCACGAGUGCACUUACUGCUGGGUGGAAGGCGUGUGACAGCGCACUUGGCAUUAAGCCAGAAAAUGCGGGAUUUGGCCGGUCCGCGUAA
Messenger RNA from Suillus plorans, 645 nucleotides. RefSeq lists its product as uncharacterized. Bases 1 to 645 code for a protein of 214 amino acids. The record is from RefSeq and is a predicted model, not a curated record. Lineage: Eukaryota; Fungi; Basidiomycota; Agaricomycetes; Boletales; Suillaceae. The transcript is spliced from 3 exons.